AAGGGACAGGGGGUUUGAAACUAGCACAUAUAUGUGUUGCACCCGUGGAAGAUCACUGGAAACUUUAUCUAGUGUGGGAGACAACCUUGAAUACGGAUUACGGACCGUGUUUUGCUAAAGAACACCACAUCUGCAGGAGUUAUGAUGUCUUCAACCUCUGGCCUCGGCAGUAUCCUGACUGAUGUGAUGCGCUCCGUGUAUCAGACAGAAGACAGCCCGAGCUUGUCCAUCGGCAGCAGAGAGCUGCAGCUUGGCCCCAUGCUCCCCGCCGACAUCCCCGAUUGCACCUCUUGGUUUCAAACUGACCCUCAGUUAUGGAGCAAGCAGCAUGUCUUGGAAUGGAUCAGCUACCAUGUGGAGAAACACAAGUACGAUGCCAACAAUAUUGACCUGUCCUUCUGUGACAUGGACGGAACCACACUGCAUGGACUCACAAACAACCAACUUGUGUCUAUCUUCGGUCCAUUGGGGGAAGAACUGUACAAAAGUCAUCAGGAUUUAAGUAAGAACAGUUUUGAUUUAAUACCAGAUGACUUCAGUGACCUCUUCUUGCAAAGCAUCCUCCCAGUAGAUUGCAGCGAGUACAAGUUUCUAGACACUGUAAUCACUUGGAAUGAAUUGGAAAAUGAAGAGUCACCCGAUCACUGGAAAACCUUGCCUGAUUUCCAGCCCAGUGAUCCUGGAUAUGAAUCUGCCCCCACAUCUCCAUAUAGUGUCGACGACUCCAAUCCAGGUUCCCAAACUCCCAACUCCCCAGACUCCGGUGGAAGUGAAUCUGACUUUGAUCACUCAAUAAUGAAUGGACAGUAUGGAAUUCAAAAUAUAGGAUCUGCUAAAAUGUCAAGCAAUGAUUCCAAGCCUGCCAAACGCGGAAGGGGAAGGCCAAGGAAAUUUGGAAAAGAGGCAAAGAACUGUACAGAAAUGAAGAGAAGCAAACAUUCCCCACGAGGCACACACCUCUGGGAGUUUAUUAGGGAUAUCCUCCUCCAUCCAGAGGCUAACAGUGGCCUUCUGAAGUGGGAGGACCGGUCUGAAGGGAUCUUUAAGUUUCUAAAAUCAGAGGCAGUGGCACAGCUGUGGGGAGAUAAGAAGAAGAACAGCAGCAUGACCUACGAGAAGCUCAGCAGAGCCAUGAGAUAUUAUUAUAAACGUGAGAUUCUGGAACGUGUGGAUGGAAGGAGACUGGUCUACAAGUUUGGAAAGAACUCCAGUGGUUGGAGAAUUGGAGACGUAUAAGACGAAGAAACAUUUUCACUCCAGUAAAAAUUCACCUACUCUACAAAUAUAUGUUUGCUGGCAAACAAAUCCCUACAAAGAGGUCAUGGUGUGCACUGGACUAAUGAACUGCCCCUCUGAGGGAUGUGCUCCAUGGACAUUAAGUGGUGAAUUUUUGUUUCUUGAGAAGAUGGGUGUGUUUGUGUUUGUCUUUUUAAAAAUUCUCUACAUUACCAGACUCCAGCCUUUCUUGGGCCAAAUGUAUGUGCCACAGAGGUGGCACUGGAAAUAGUAAGCCUAUAUUUGGGCCAAAGUAGGUUAUUGAACCAAUUUGAUAUAUUUAGAAAGAUGUUGUGGACCCGAAUCCCACUGAAUGUGCAACACGUAUUUCAAGCGUAUCGGGCAAGUGUGAAUAGCCAGUCACAAGAAUCAAUCUCUUUAUUCUACUCUGGCAUGUUAAUAUUGCUCAGUAACUUGCAAUAUGCCUUGUGGUGUCCACACAUACAGAUAAUGUACAGCAGGACUUCUUUCUUUGCUUAUGCAUAGAAGUGCAUUUUGUAUAUAGUUUGUGUUACAGAGAUCGCUAAUCUAUGUAUGUUUUAUAUGUAUAAAUAUAUUAUGAAACAAUUGGAAGUUAUUCAGCUGGACUGUACAACUUCCACUGGAACCUGACUGUACAUAUGAUUUAAAUGAAAAAUCUGGGGUAAAUAUUCUUUAAUACAUUGACUAGAUUUUGUAAGAAGUUUAAAGUCCCUGAAUAUAAAAUUUUGGAUCUGUAUGCCCUUUGUUUAUUUUCCUAUGAAUACAUUAAUAUUUUGCAAAUAAAAACAAAUUUUAAAAUGAAAACCCA
Amblyraja radiata (thorny skate) is the source of this 2065-nucleotide messenger RNA. It is a transcript of the gene elf3, whose product is annotated as E74-like factor 3 (ets domain transcription factor, epithelial-specific). The transcript is spliced from 9 exons. The coding region runs from base 142 to 1236 and encodes 364 amino acids. Gene Ontology annotation, biological process: cell differentiation; regulation of transcription by RNA polymerase II. Gene Ontology annotation, molecular function: DNA-binding transcription factor activity, RNA polymerase II-specific; sequence-specific DNA binding. Lineage: Eukaryota; Metazoa; Chordata; Chondrichthyes; Rajiformes; Rajidae. The record is from RefSeq and is a predicted model, not a curated record. Gene Ontology annotation, cellular component: nucleus.